GAGAGAAGGGGAAGAAGAUGAGAUCUAAAGCAGCGCUGAAAUAUGCAGCUACCAAAUUAUAUGACAAGGGUGUGUUGUACACAAUAGAAGGAUUGCCAUCAGCCCAGCUGAAGAACGUGCAGUUUAUUUUCCUCCCCCUGGAAAAUGAUGGAAUGUUCGAGAUCUCUGCCAGGUUCAUGGGGGUAGACAUGGAGAGGGUUACAGUUGAUAUCCAGGAUUUAUUAAAGCUGCAGUACGAGGGUGUGUCUGUGACUGAUAUGUUCGGAAAAGCCAAGAUUAACGUGAACCUUCUCCUUCACUUUCUUAAUGCUAAAUUUUAUGGAAAAUAGGUCGACUAGCUGAACGUGGAGAACAGUCCUUAAAAAUGGGAGACUCGUAUUUAUUACCAUAAAAUAUUAACCAACCUUGAUGUAAUUUAAAAGUUGCAGUGUUUAUAGUCUGCAUUAAGAGUUGAACUAUUCUCAGUUGACAGAACUCCUAGUCUGGAAAAUUAUUUGAAAGUUAUAUUAUUUAUAUUCUUCCCUUUCUCCAAACCAGUCCAAUCCAAUAUGUAGUAUCUAUAUUGUUGAAUACAAGUGUAUAAUCGA
Messenger RNA from Eurytemora carolleeae, 587 nucleotides. RefSeq names its product ras GTPase-activating-like protein IQGAP2. Lineage: Eukaryota; Metazoa; Arthropoda; Copepoda; Calanoida; Temoridae. Gene Ontology annotation, molecular function: actin filament binding; GTPase activator activity; calmodulin binding. Gene Ontology annotation, cellular component: cytoplasm. Bases 18 to 329 code for a protein of 103 amino acids. The transcript has 3 exons. The record is from RefSeq and is a predicted model, not a curated record. Gene Ontology annotation, biological process: regulation of actin cytoskeleton organization.